Molecule: messenger RNA, 1088 nt
Organism: Bactrocera dorsalis (oriental fruit fly)
Lineage: Eukaryota; Metazoa; Arthropoda; Insecta; Diptera; Tephritidae
Product: general odorant-binding protein 83a
Exons: 4
Coding region: 459-905 (148 amino acids)
Biological process (GO): sensory perception of smell
Molecular function (GO): odorant binding
Source: RefSeq, a predicted model, not a curated record
CUUAUGGACAUUUUUUAUCGCUAAAUUGUAGUACUGAAAUCUUGAAUUUGGGUUGUUUAAUAAACUAUAAUUACCUAAUAAUAUUCUCUCCUGACGAAAUCAUUUUCAAAAACGUUUAAAUGCCGUAAGGUACAGAUUUCUGAAGUAUAUAGAAUAGUUAUAAGUGAGUAAAUAUAGCUAAUGCACUCACUGGCAUAUUCAUUUUAAUUAGUCUGUUAGGAAUGGGUGUAAUUAAUACGUCAUAUUCAUUGUCGCCUGAGACGUCAAUUAAACGUAAUACAGGCUUCCUAUGACAUUUCGACAGUUUGGACAGCUCAAAGAUACUAAAAAUUAGAUACAUAAUGUCUCCCACGAAUUAUAUAUAAACGAAGCAAGAAACAGUUUUCGAGACAUCUUAGAUAUUGUUCUUGCUGUGAGUGAACAUUACUUUUAUUGAUUAGAGCUUUAGUAGGCAAAAAAUGCACUCCCGAAAGACUCUCCUGGGCACAUUGCUGUGGAUAGGUUUUCUGUUAAACCUUAUUUGGGCGCAAAAGGAGCUGAGACGUGAUGAAACCUAUCCACCCCCGGAGCUGCUGAAGGAACUACGGCCUGUUCACGAUUCCUGCGUUGCCAAGACGGGAGUGACAGAAGAGGCCAUAAAGGAGUUCAGCGAUGGGGAUGUUCACGAAGACGAGCUGUUGAAGUGUUACAUGUAUUGUGUGUUUGAAGAAACGGAUGUCUUGCAUGAGGACGGUGAAGUGCAUUUGGAGAAGAUACUGGACAAAUUACCGGAAUCCAUGCAUGUCAUAGCUUUGCAUAUGGGCAAGAAGUGUUUGUAUCCGAAGGGCGAUAAUAAGUGUGAACGCGCGUUUUGGUUGCAUCGCUGCUGGAAGGAAGCGGAUCCAAAGCAUUAUUUCUUGAUCUAAAUAUGAGUGACUCUUUGUAUGAAAUCCGACACUUUUUAAGGACACACGUUCCAGAUAUUAGUCAAUAUCUGAUGUGUUUAUGUGCGUAUAAAUUUUGGUAUUCAUAAGCUAAAGACUUUUAUAGUAGAUUUUUGGUUUUUAUUGAUUUCGAAAUAUAGCGUUGACGAACAUUCCAAAACCUAA